AUGGGUGCAGUGCCGAGCCGUGAGUCUCUGCAGCGUGGUCUCUGCCCAAUCCCAAACUACGGACAGCGACAACAAAUUAUUUUAAUUCCCCUCACAAAAGAGUUUUUUCCAUCGGCCGAUUGUCCACUGAUGGAACAGUUCUGCGAGGCCAGAAAUGACCCAUUCGUGCGUUACUACCACUGCUAUGGGGAGGACCUCACACCCAAUUCCAACAAUCAUGAUAAUAAUAAUAAUGAUAAUAACAAGAAGAAGAAGAAGGACGAGAAGAAGAAAGAAGAUUGUGAGUGUGCGAUGGAUGAAUGGUCUGCGGAGACGUUCCCAUCAUCUACAUGCACACCGGCGGCACUCUACGAUGCGUAUGUCUGCCGUGCGGGUGAGUCGCAGCUCUUCGAUACGGAUCAGGCCAUGUUCACAUCUUAUGCAGAGAACCCACAGCAACUGCGGCCCAUCCCAUGUGCUGUUGCCUUUGCCUAUCAUCCUGGAGGUACUCCUCAUUCCACUACUACUACUACAGGGCCGGUGUUGGGAUGUGGGAAUAAUAACACACAGGAUAAUCACGAGGAUGGAGAUAUACCGCAUGGAGUGGCUGGUGAUGAUGGGGAGGGGAGUGUGCGUAGUGUGGGGGCAGCACAGGAGAAUCAUCCCUCUUCUUCUUCCACACAUGCUGUUGUGCAUAAUGGUUCUGUGGUGCGGGGAUGUGUGGAUGUGUGUGGCUGGCGGGUACAUGUAGUGGGUUUCUUUGGGGAUGUGAGUGCUCUCCACCCGGCGAGUCCAACAACUACUACUACUACACCUACUAGGAACAAUAAUAAUAAUAACAACAACAUUAAUGAAUCUGUGAUGCGACUGCAGAUGUUUAUUAGUAAAUCUGUAGGGGAUCACAACUGCAUGCAUGUACUCUACGCCGCACUUUACACCUACGUUAUACAGUGGCGAGAGGCCGCAAUGAACGCUCUGAGAGAGUGUAGAUCUCUCUCAGAGACCAUCACACAGGAAGAAAGUUCUCCAACUUCCUUAUCGGAUACAGCUGUUACACUUAAAACACUAAAUGAGAUUGAGAUUGAGAAUGAGAAUGAGAAUAAUAAUAAUGAUGAUGAUGAUGAUGAUGAAAUGACAUGGCCACCAUUGUGUGAUGUAAUUACAACCUGCCGACGGAGUAAUGUUCCUAUGUUGUGUUUCCAACGUAGUGUUCGUGCUAUGUUUAUGGGCAUGGGUAUUGUCUCUGAGGAUGUGCGGAAUACUUCCCUUAGUGAGAUGGAUAAUGUCUCAACAUCCUUAGAGGCAAAUAACACCACCACACUCCAUGAACAGAGUGCCGUAUCCAAAUCUGCCCCACUGGGAAUAUCUCGUAGUGAUGGAAGUGAGGAAGAAACAAGAGUUCAUUACAACACAACAGAUGGAGGUGCUCUUGAAGAGAAGUUUAUGACCAUGUGGCUUGAAGAUAAUAUUCUCUUUGCACGUAUUCCGGAAGAGGUUGCAAGUUCUGCGGUUCACUACGUUGUAGAUUGCAUCUCUCGCAAUGAACACCCAUUAGGUGUAUUGCAAACCAAACUCUCCCAACAUCCUUCUCCUCCUCCUCUCGUAGGAUCAUAUGAAAUAGGUAUACGUCAAUCGACAUCCCAUGCAGAGAAUGGGAACUCUAGUCAUAGUUCUAAUAUUAAUAAUACUACUACUACUGCUACUACCAUUACUACUAAUACUAGUAUGGGUUUAACAGGGAAUGAUAUUGUGAAUGAGCGGGCCUUUAAGGUGGUAAAAGGAACAUGUACGGUUCGUAUUGCUGUUCCACAAUUCCCAGAUGAGUUAGUGGUUGUGGAAUCAUGGCCAGAAGAAGGUAUUAGUGUAUCUGAACUCAAAGCAUUAGCCUGUAAACAUAUGAAUACACAUCUUUACUGGGUAGUGGGGGUCUCUGAGGCGGCACAGCGAACGGCGGCGGCCACAUUUGCUGCAUGGAAGUCCAAUGAAAUGCCUAUUGAAAUAAGUAACACACAUACCGAGUCCAUUGUGAAAACAACUGACUCUAUCACAUCAACAACGAUGAUAAUGACGAUGUCUGUUGGGGAAUCACUACAUCUUGUGGCAUUUUCAUCCAAGACGGAAGAACAGAAUCCAAGAUGCCCAUCUUCAUCACCAACCACCAACCCUCAACACAAACCCAAACAAAAUAAAGAAAAGGAAGAAGAAGAAGAACAACAACAACAACAUCAAAAACAACAACAAGAGGGGAUAUUAGAACGUGGCCGGUUUCCACUGGAGGAACUCCUCUUAGCGGAACUUCGCAACACAAGCAAACAGGCCCGUGAGGCGGAUGUACACGCUCCUAAUUGGGUACGCUGCAGUGAUAAAGCGAGAACACACGCCGGCGUACAGGUGCCAACACCACCAGCGGAUUCCACAGAUAUUUCAGAAACGCAGGCAUUUAUGGCGGCUGUGGCCCAACUUGUUGGGGAUGGCCCGUUGUGUCUAUGGCGAGUUCCACUCACUACUGGGGCUGUGCGUGUGAUUGCCGUUACACCAAAGUUUGUGCGACCAACGCGGAAGAAGCGGAUACGGCGAAGACCCGCACAUCAACGUACACAUAAUAAUACUACUACUAAUACUACCAAUAAUAAUACUACUAAUAAUAAUACUAAUAAUAAUAAUACUAAUAAUACUAAUACUAAUACUAAUCAUAGUAAUAGUAAUAAGAAGAAGAAUGAUGAUAAUACAUUGUUUACAACAAUGGAUAGGAUGGACGCAGCACAGGAAUUAAGUUUGAUCAGGGAACAUGCUAUUAAGGAACAAAUAAGACAUAUACCAUCACCACCUUUGUCACACCAACAAAAUCUUCAUAUCCGAGUAAAAAGUGAUCAUAUCCAUUCAGGUUUCACUGCACCAUUUUUGGGAUUAAGUAUGAAAGCAAAAAAUGCGUUCCCCACUCCCACUUUUGGGGAUAAUCUGACUGAACAACAAUCCAACGAUGCCACAGGAGGUGAUUAUCAUAAGCGUAGUUUAACACAGGUAUCUUGCGUCUCUUCCACUUUUUCCUCUCAUGCACCUCCGUGGGAUGGAACGGUGAACUUUUGGCCUUCAUCAGGGACGAAUGAUCAAAUGUGUUUUUCACCAACCACACUCCCCUGUCCAACGGGCAACUUAUCUUUAUCCCCACAACAACUUAGGAUACAACCCUUUGAAAAUACAAUGGAUCACCGUAUCAAUGGUGUAUUCUGUUUGGGUGAUCAAAGCCUUAGCAGUCACUUUGACAUGGGAAGUCCUUCUCACGCUAAUGGUGGAUUUAAUGAUUUUAAUGCAUUUUUAAUUUCUUCGAGAAGUGGAACUCCCUCAGAACGUGAUGGACGCGCUAAUGGAGCUAUUAACGUUACGGUUCAUCAUGGAAGACCACACUACCGUACUCCAAGUUCAAUUAAUUUUAGCGAUACCGCAAGUAACCAUGAUGGUAGUACCGCAAAAGGACAUACAACAACAAAUACGACAAAGCCUCAAUCUUUAUAUGGCGAUACAUUUCGUCUUGAUUGGAGAAGAUCUAAACAACAAGAUGAUUGA
Molecule: messenger RNA, 3543 nt
Organism: Trypanosoma theileri
Lineage: Eukaryota; Euglenozoa; Kinetoplastea; Trypanosomatida; Trypanosomatidae
Exons: 1
Coding region: 1-3543 (1180 amino acids)
Source: RefSeq, a predicted model, not a curated record